GUUCUGCUCGUUUACAGCGGUAAGCGAGGAAUUUCCUGCUAUACAAUCAUUCGAGAGAGAAACUCUCUUUCUUUCUCGCCUUCAUUCUUCUUCUCUCCAUCUUCCCUCUCAUCUCUUCUUCUCUUCUGGAUCUUCGUCCCUGCCUUCAUCCUAUCUCGUCUCGUCUUGUCUUGCUUGUCUUGUCUCGUUUUUUUUUUUUUUUUCUCUUCCCGCUCUUCCAAUCUACAUCUUCUGGUGCUUUUUCUCCUGGCCCAUUUUCCAUCCCCCCCUCCUCCAAAAAAAGAAUCCAAAAAAGAGGCUUCCAAUUAGAGAAGCCCACAAGAUCCCCAACCCAUGAUCAUGUCUGGGUUGACUCUCCGCGGGGGAGGUCCUCCUGGCCGUGUGCGACGAACGCCAACCGUGACCACCUUUCCCACCGACCCCGAUCGCUUGUCUUCCUCCUCCUCGACCACCGCCACGGUCACCAAAAUCCCCUACCACCAGCCCUACGCUUUCCAGCGCAACGGCUCCAUCUCUCACAAUUUCCCUACCUCUUCCCAGCUCUCGGACGACUUGUCGCUGGAGUCCCCCAUCAGUCCGCCCGAUUCCGCCCAGCUCCAUGAUUCUUUGCUCCAGGACUCGCUAUUCCCCGAAUGGAAGUCCAGUGCCGUCCAUGGGGCGGUUGACAGCCCGGAUGAGAUGCAAAGGAAAGACCCGUUAGCGACUCAGAUAUGGAAGCUGUAUUCUAGGACCAAGGCCCAAUUGCCCAACCAGGAGCGCAUGGAAAACUUGACCUGGCGGAUGAUGGCCAUGAGUUUAAAACGAAAAGAGAGAGAACGCGCUGAGCAGGCCCGUGUCAUCACCGGUACCAGUGGUAUCGCUCAGUUGCGUUUGUCCGAGUCCGACCCCAUCUCGAACCUCACACACCCGUCAGACGUCAUUUUUGAUCCCAUGAACCUCGAUGAUUUCAUUGUUCCCUUUGAAUCUCCCUCGGAUCAUCCGUCCCCACCCCCACCCACCACCAAGGCCGCCGGCGCCAUUGCGGGCGCCAUCCCCAUCAAGCUGCGCAAAGACCAGCACUUCGAGUCGACCCCUGUCCCGGCUUCAUUCCCGCACCCUCCUCAGGAUCAGCGCAAGAAUAGUGAAUUUGGCUACGUGCCACGUCGAGUCCGCAAGACCAGCAUUGACGACCGCCAGUUUUUCGGCCUGCAGGUUCCCUCGCGCAAGCGACCGGCGGAGUCUUCUCCCCAGGUCCCGCCCGUGUCCAACACCAUGUUGGCCCAUGACCCCGAGCUCGCGGGUGCGGUGCCGGAUUAUACCCUCGACGCCUCGUCCGGUCUUGCCCUCCACCACAGCCAACUGAAUAGUCAGGCUCACACGACCAACCCCAACAGCCACACCUCUCCGGGCGUGCCGUUUAGUCUGGAUACCUUCAACCUGGGCGACGACCCCAUUCUCCCUUCGGCGAGCGCAUACCAGUCCCAGUUCACCUUCUCCCCAAGCGAGUCGCCCAUGACCACCGGCAACGCCUUCGCUAAUAUUUAUGCUCACACCCCGGUGGCCUCUUCGCUCACCUCGACCGACUUCUUUUCCCCGCCUCCCUCCGGGUACCAGUCCACCGCGUCCACCCCGCAGCCGCUGUACGACGAGGAACAUUCCAUGUACUUCGAUAUGGGCACCGAUACUCGCACCCAGCGCCGCGUCCCCACCUACGUCGCUCAGCGAUCAUCCAACUUGUCUGCCUCCUUGCAGCCACGGUAUAUGUACAACCCCAGAGCCUCGCAGGAGGCGUCCCACCCGACUGCUCACGUGAGCAACCCGUCGCCUUCGGUACCCUCCCCGGGCUACCCCAUUCCGCAACAUGUCGACCCCACCCAAGUCUUGAGUCCGAGCGAUUUCGCGGCUGGUGGCUCCAAUACUGCCAUGUUCAGCUUUGGUGCUGAUUCCGAUGUUGAAGAUGACGAUGGCGCGCUGUUCUCUCGGGGGGGCUUGGCCAUGCCUGCCGAGUUUGGCGAUGACAAUAUCAAUGAUUUGAAUGCCGGCUUGCACUGGGAUGCAUCGUUCCCCGGCUCCUUCCACUCGCUGCCGGGAUUUACCGCACAACAUCGCAAGCAUGUCACCAUCGGCUCCACGGACUUGAUGGAGACCCCGAGCGAAUGGAGCCAGGGAGGCGGCCUGGGUCGCACGCAUGGAUCGGCGGCAUCGGUCAGCGAGGUGCGCAACCGCGAGCAGGAUCCUCGGCGCCAGAAGAUUGCGCGGACCACCUCGACCCCAAAUACCGCCCAACUCUUGCGCCAGAGUAUGAACUCCGCCCCUACCUCGCAUACUUCGCCCAACACUCCGCCCGAAUCGGGGUUGAACAGUGCCGCUCCGUCUCGCCCCGCGAGCCCUGGCGGCUCCAAGAACGGCGAGCAGAACAAUGGCCCAACCACCUGUACCAACUGCUUCACCCAAACUACUCCCCUAUGGCGGCGGAACCCCGCGGGUCAACCGCUGUGCAACGCCUGUGGUCUCUUCCUCAAGCUGCACGGCGUGGUGCGUCCUUUAUCGCUCAAGACCGAUGUCAUCAAGAAGCGGAACCGCAACAGCGCCAACAGCCUUGCGGUCGGAUCGUCCCGCGCCUCAAAGAAGUCGGCGCGCAAGAACUCCGUUCAGCAAGCCCCUCCCGUAACCACACCUACCUCGAGCAGGGCACAGAGCGGAACGACAUCCGAAUCGCCUCCCGCCAUGUCUGGGGGCCCGUCCAGCCGUGGAUCGGGCGUGGUACCGAUUGCUGCCGCCCCGCCCAAGUCCACGCCUUCGACUACGUCCCCUGCUGCCACCAACAGCCGCAGCGCUAUGCAGGUGGCGCCAAAACGCCAGCGUCGGCUGGAGAAGGCCUUCGAUAUCGAUAUCGCUGAUGACGCUAGUCGAUCUAGCACCUCAUCGACCGGACGAUCCAAAGUGGUUCCAUUGGCUCCGGCCAUGCCCCCGGCGGCAGCCAACCCCGCCAAUCACAGUAUCGCUGCCGGCCAAGGCGCCAGCCAAGAGUGGGAGUGGUUGACGAUGAGUCUGUAGUUGGAUUUCAUCUCCCGUCUUUCCAUCCUUUUCUCAUUCUCCGCUUAUUUAUUCUUUUACGUUUUUACACUGUUUUAUUUGACGAUGUUACUCUCCACCCAUGUUACUCUCCCCCCCUUGUUUAUCCCCCCCCCCCCCCCUUCAACUCCC
This is a messenger RNA of Aspergillus ochraceoroseus IBT 24754, 3186 nucleotides long. RefSeq lists its product as uncharacterized. Bases 334 to 3036 code for a protein of 900 amino acids. The transcript is spliced from 2 exons. The record is from RefSeq and is a predicted model, not a curated record. Gene Ontology annotation, cellular component: nucleus. Gene Ontology annotation, molecular function: RNA polymerase II cis-regulatory region sequence-specific DNA binding; zinc ion binding; DNA-binding transcription factor activity, RNA polymerase II-specific. Gene Ontology annotation, biological process: positive regulation of transcription by RNA polymerase II; negative regulation of transcription by RNA polymerase II; nitrate assimilation. Lineage: Eukaryota; Fungi; Ascomycota; Eurotiomycetes; Eurotiales; Aspergillaceae.